CUAAACAGCUGACAAGCAUCUGAGAGGAUUUUAUUGAAAAUUUAUAAAUAUUGUAAAAUGCCAUUUAUUUUUUCAAUUGCUUGUUUUGAAGCCAAAAGAAGGCGUAAAAUUAUGGAAAUUAGGCGUAACAGACAUCUGAGGAAUGCCUCUAGCAUUCUUAAAAUUUCUGAAAAACGGUUUAUUCAGUCGUUCCGUCUAAGUAAGGAGUUAUUUUUAUUUGUUUUAAAUAAACUAAGUCCCCAUUUAAAGCCAUCGAGGCUGUCCCACUCAAUCCAAUUGGCUGCUGUCCUUCGCUAUCUGGCCAUUGGUUCCUACCAAUUGGCAAUAGCAAAGGACCACCAUAUCAACAUUGGCAGGAGUACAUUUGGCAAAAUACUGCACAAAAUUAUUCGAAAAUUGGAGAUUUUAAUAUGCAAUGAUACCAUCACAUUGAAAAUGACACCGCAGGAUAUGGAAAAGUCAAAGGAAUAUUUUAACAACAAGUUCCAGCUUCCUAAUAUUAUCGCAUGCGUAGAUGGCACACAUAUCCGCAUAAAGAAGCCCGUAAAUAAUGACUCUGUAUAUUUCAAUAGAAAGGGAUACUUUAGCCUUAAUGCCAUGGUGGUCUGUAAUUACAACAUGGAGAUAAUUGCUAUUGAUUGUACACAUCCUGGGUCCUGUCAUGACUCUUUUAUUUGGAAUAACAGUCAGGCUCGGUUAUAUUUCUCCAGGGCGCUAAAUGGACACUUUGUUUUGGCGGACUCGGGAUAUGCUUUAGAAAAUUUCGUUUUGACUCCAUUUAGGAGCGCUGAAAAUGGAUCUCCGCAACAUAUUUGUAACAAAAAACAUGCCGCUGCUAGAAAUAUUGUAGAGCGCACUAUUGGCCUACUUAAAAGCAGAUUUAGAUGCAUGCAACGGUCUUUAAAUUAUGAGCCCGGAUUUGCAUGUAGUAUUAUAAACGUAUGUUGUGCUUUGCACAACAUUUGCCGCAAGAAUACUGGACCAUUACAAGAUGAUUACUGUAGCUACGACGAAAACUUUGACUAUGAAGACCCAGCAACUGAGUUCGAAGAUCAACAAGAUGGCACUUCAAUAAGAAAUGAAAUAGCGCAAUACUUGUCACAGUAA
Molecule: messenger RNA, 1107 nt
Organism: Bactrocera dorsalis (oriental fruit fly)
Lineage: Eukaryota; Metazoa; Arthropoda; Insecta; Diptera; Tephritidae
Product: putative nuclease HARBI1
Exons: 3
Coding region: 58-1107 (349 amino acids)
Source: RefSeq, a predicted model, not a curated record